Belonocnema kinseyi is the source of this 1251-nucleotide messenger RNA. RefSeq lists its product as uncharacterized. Lineage: Eukaryota; Metazoa; Arthropoda; Insecta; Hymenoptera; Cynipidae. The record is from RefSeq and is a predicted model, not a curated record. Bases 1 to 1251 code for a protein of 416 amino acids. The transcript is spliced from 2 exons.
AUGACUGAUAGUUACUCGUUGGAUUCUCUAUUGCAACUAAAGUUGCAAGUUCGAAACGGAAGUGAAGAGUUUCUUGCACAAUUUGACAGUAAUAAUCCAACUCAAGCCGCUGAAUUACAAAUAAGGUACAAUUCGAUUAUUUCCUGCCUAACUACUCUAGAAGAAAUAUGCGACGAAAUUCAAUUAAUCGAUGCGGAAACAGACCACAGCCCUGUAAAAAAAUCGAUUCAAAAUUUGUCUUUCCAAACACUCGCUCAAGCUCAAAAUAUUUUGAAAUCUAUAUGGCCACAAUUUAGUGCAAAUGCAAAUCAAGUUAGUCACGAAUCAAUCUCCGGUAACGAAAAUGUCAAUGAAUCGGUUGCGUCGACGAGCCGUAGAAACCUCAAAUUGCCUCAAACGGUACUCCCAACUUUUAGCGGUAAAAUGGAAGAAUGGUUGUCAUUCAAAGACACAUUUCGCACGAUGAUACAUAAUCAUAAUGACCUUUCAAACGUCGAAAAGUUACAAUAUUUAAAAUCAGUUCUUAAAGACGAAGCUUUACGCAAAAUUCAAGUUUUCUCUAUUACCGAAGAAAAUUACGAUCGGGCUUGGAGCCUUCUUGAAAAGUCAUACGAAGAUAAGCGCUCUUUAAUAUCGCGACAUCUAAGUUUAUUAUUGCGUUUACCCGUUCAAGAAGAAGAAUGUUAUAAAGGAUUGAUAACUCUCGCGGAUGAGUCACAACAACACCUUCAGUCUUUGGCUACACUUGGUGUAAAUUUGAGUCCUGAAAUAGUCGUGGCUAUUAUUGAAGAAAAAUUGCAUAAAUUCACUUUAGAGAAAUGGGAUGAGACAAUAAAAAAGGGUGAAUUUCCCAAGUUAGACGAUCUCGUAGAUUUUCUCUACAGAACUGCUGCUCGUUUAUCUAAGCGCGUAGCUCGUGACUGUAAUACGGUCUCAAAUACAGAUAAAGAUCCGAACCCUGCUAAAAAACGAAAAAUUGAAUCGAAGCGUCAAGUUCUCUUAAAUUCCAUCACAAGAAAAUGCCCACUUUGUUCCGAUUCUCACUUCCUUUUCAAAUGCGGUAAAUUUUUGAAAUUGACGGUCAAUGAGCGUUUCAAAAUCGUGAAAAGUGCCUCCCUUUGCUUCAAUUGCCUACGAAUUUAUUCAGCUAGAGAAUGUAAAUUUGGAAGUUGUAAAAAAUGUGGUAAGCGUCAUAACACGUUACUACACUUCACUAAACCACAUGAACAAAAUGACCCUAAAGAAACAUAA